Molecule: messenger RNA, 979 nt
Organism: Cyphomyrmex costatus
Lineage: Eukaryota; Metazoa; Arthropoda; Insecta; Hymenoptera; Formicidae
Product: uronyl 2-sulfotransferase
Exons: 6
Coding region: 1-921 (306 amino acids)
Cellular component (GO): membrane
Molecular function (GO): sulfotransferase activity
Source: RefSeq, a predicted model, not a curated record
AUGCGCCGAAAUCACGGUCUCCUGUUAUCGCUUUCGACGUGUCUGACGAUAGUCUUCGUCGUUCUGAACACGUGGUCGUCCACAGAAUUACUCGGGUCCGCGAUUACCAACGAGAAACGUAGCGUGUUGAAGAACCAGGAAGCGUCACGUGUCGAUGAUCGAUGGAUUACUCGGAGCCAGACGAACCGGUACAUUACUCCGUCGCUCGCUGAAUUGGGCAAGUUGCCAUACAAGCACAAACACAUUCUCAUGUUGACACGCAUACCCGGUGCGGGCGGCGAGUUGAUGGUGCUGAUCCUGCAGCGGUUACAAGGAUACAACGCUUUCAAACACAUACGUUUGCCGCCGGGUGAUAAUGGACUCUUGUCAAGUUCACAGCAGGAGUUGAUGGUAGAAGAGAUUACAAGUAUCAUCAGACAAGAAGCUAUUCCUUUAACUUUUGAUGGGGAUGUAAGAUUCUUAAAUUUCUCGGAAUUUGGACGGCAAGGACCUACUUUUAUAUCUCUAGUGAGAAAUCCCUUGGAUCUACGGAUUUGGCAAAAGUAUAAAAAAAGAGAGGUACAUUAUUAUGGAGUUAUACCUUAUUUUUGUGGACAGGAUCCGCGUUGUAUGGAACAAAAUAAUACAUGGGCAAUGGAACAAGCUAAAGCAAACGUUAUUCGAUGGUAUCCUGUUGUUGGUAUAUUAGAUUACAUGGAGGAAUCGCUAAAUGCAUUUGCAGUUGAAUUUCCCUAUUUUUUUAAGGGUGCUAUCCGUGUCUAUGAUCAUUUUCGACCAAAAGAGAAGCAUCCGGUAAUUUCUUCGGCAACUUCAAGGCUACAAGUCAAAGAUACAACCUUGAGAAAAGUGCUUGCACAAGAGGUAGAAUUUUAUCAAUGGUUAAAAUCUCGACUUCUCAAUAAAACAUUCAACAACGGAUGAAAAUACUAUCUGAUGAGGAUAGAUAAAUCAACUGCAAUUAAAUAAAUCUUGAAUAACA